This is a messenger RNA of Quercus lobata, 651 nucleotides long. RefSeq lists its product as uncharacterized. Gene Ontology annotation, molecular function: RNA-DNA hybrid ribonuclease activity; nucleic acid binding. The record is from RefSeq and is a predicted model, not a curated record. NCBI's taxonomy places the organism in Eukaryota, Viridiplantae, Streptophyta, Magnoliopsida, Fagales, Fagaceae. The transcript has a single exon. Bases 1 to 651 code for a protein of 216 amino acids.
AUGGCAUGGUCGAUUUGGUUUCAUAGGAAUAAGACUCGGGUUGGUGAGAGUGCAAGGCCGCUGGAUCAGAUAGCUAGUUUUGCACGUGAAUACGUGCAUGAUUUUAAGUCCCUUAAGAAAAGCUCUCCCACGCUUCGUGCCUCUGCUCCAAAAGUUUGGAGUCCACCUGCAGACGACGGUUGGAAAAUUAAUUUUGAUGGUGCGAUGUUUAAUGAAUCUGGUGAAGUGGGGAUUGGGGUGGUUAUGCGAAACUCCGUUGGUGAGGUUAAGGCUGUGCUGGCAGAAAAGAUUAAAAAACCUCCUUCUGUGGAAGUUUUAGAGCUGCUGGCUGCUAGAAGGGCUGCUCUCUUUUCAGAAGACCUGGGCCUUGAUAAGGUGACUUUUGAAGGAGAUUCAGAGCAGGUAAUGAAGGCCCUUCAAUGGGGAGGCUGGGAUUUCACUCCAGGUGGUCAUCUUAUCCGUGAUUUUCUCUAUAUUGUAAACUCCUUUGUGAGUAGCUCGGUCUCUCAUGUCUAUAGGCAGGGCAACUCCGUUGCUCAUGCUCUGGCUCAAAGAGCUAGACUAUGUUUCCCUAUUUCAGUUUGGUUGGAUUCCUAUCCAACAAACAUUUCUCCUUUUGUAAUAGCUGAUUCUUCAGCCUUGUUCUAUUAA